GAAUACGCAUAAAGUAAAUAAUUAAAUUCAAAUUUAUACAAUUGUACAAUCAUUAUAUGUGUGUUUUAAUCUGCUUAUCCCACAGUUUACAAUUUUAUCUUUACAUUGUACAAAAGGAACUUCUCGUAAUAUUAAAUAUUUGUAAUGAAUCGUAUUUAGUGUACAAUUGUUUCACUUUUACUAAAUCAAAACGGGGAAUCAUGUAUGGUUAUUGUAACUCGAUUACGUGUAGCUUUCUAGUUAUGUCUAAGGGUGAUUUUGAUGAAAAUGUUGCAGAGCUAAUUUCUAGCUGUGUGUGUAGUUUUUAUUUUUUGUUUUUUCAAGAUUUAGAAAUAGGAGUUUAUUUCAUACCGGUUGUCGAGAUGUGCCACCUCUAGUUUCUGACGACGACUGAUCUUCUUAGCGAUAAACAUUAUUCUGUUAUACAUGACCAUUUCGCAAGUUAUUCUUUUAAGGAAAUGGGUAGAGUCAGACGGAAGAACUCUUUACAGAAGAAAAAAGAUAAACUACGCAGUACUUCAAGUCUCAUGUCCCACCAAGACAGAAGGCAUGAUACUGUGGCAGCAUCUGGAUCGGAUAUAGGAAAAGAAUUGGCGAUCUACGACGAGUCAUUCGCUAGACGGCAGAUACAGCAACACUCAUGCACAUGUGCCGUGUGCCAAAAGAAAGGAUAUUUCAUGAAAACCUGCGAAAAAUGCUGGACUUCCCGAUACUGCAGAGAAAAGUGUCUGAAAGCUCACCGUAAAGGAUUCAACCAAAAAGAAAUGUGCGCUCGUCACGCUGCGUUCCACGGUGCAAGGGCAAGUAUCUCCCUUAAACUGAAGCAAAGCCUGUUUAGUGAUGGCUACAUUGAGAUUACUUCCCAUUUGUACAGCGUACCAAGGAGUGAAAUACAUGCUGUAAUUGGAGGCCCUCGAAGAGUCAUUUUACUUCAAAUAAAAAACGCCAUUCUAGAGAGUGCGGGCUUUUUUAAGGCAUUAGUACAGGAUAGUGACAGUUGCUUGGCUUGGCUACACAUCUACCCCCCUGCAGACAACACGCUCGUGUUCCUCUCGUUUCGCAUGCUGCCGAUGCAGUUAGUGCCUGGGAGCUUCGUCUUGCUUUUAAACGGCCACUGGAACAACUAUCAGAACCUCUCUUCAGCUGCUAUAAUUAUUAAAGAUAUUAAAGACAUUAGAUUUGUAGAAGCCUAAGCUUUAAAAAAAAUAUCAUAUGUUUGUGUUGCUAUAUAUAAUUUGUGUUACUAAAGAGGGCAAUCCUUUGAUACACAACAUCGGUCAUAUGUUGGGCAUUUUUAAUAGCCAGACGACGCAGCAUACUCUAAUAUUGGGCUAGCCAAGGUUAAAUAGCAUUUUAGUUUUGUGUUCUUGAUUGAUAUUUGCAAUUUUCUUUUCAUAAACCUUACUGACUUCAUUUUUAAAAAUAAUUUUGUCAAUAUGAAUAAUUUGUUUCAGUAUAACGUCUAGGUAUUUUGGAUUUGUAGUCUGUCUAUCUAGUUUGCCAAGAGUUAGAUAAUUAGUUUUUAUUUGUUUUAGUCUUUUUCUCACUUUUGGCAUCAACAAUGGCUACUUCCUCACUGGCAGCAUCGCAUCUAAACCAAGAGAGAAAAUUAAAAUACUUUUUUGUUUAAAAACGACAAUACCUCCUGUAUACACCUUAUAGAGCGAUUGUUUAUGUUCUUUUUUAAAAUUAAUGAAUGUUAGAUUUAAAAACGUUGGAAUAAUUUUUACCCCGCCAUUUCACCCUCCCCUGGUUAAUCCUGGUUAAGCGACUAUAUAGAACUACUACACUCUAUACUAUUCCAAUGAUAGGCCUUCAGAUGUAGACUAAGAAAACGAUGCGCGAAUGUUUCCACAACAUUAAGUUAUUAACUCGUGAAUCAAUAAUUCCUUACGUUCAAAAAUUCCCGAACGCGAUAGCUUUUUAUUUUUUUUAAAUCGAUGUUGGAACUAUCGUCCAGCUCUAGGCCUAGGUCUAGUUCUCUAGCCGAAUAUUUCAUUUUUUUUUUUUUACUUAAAAAACAAUAACGGUCAAAUUAGAGUUUUCUCCCAUGAGGCCAACGAGCUGGUCAUUCUGUUCUCAAAGAUAUACAUCAACUGUUAAAUUUGUAGAAAAAUUGUUAGAGCCGUUUUUGAGAUCAGCGUCCAGGCUCCACAUUCCAUUCUCCAUGAAGUUUUGACUCGAAUAGAGGUAUUGUAAUAAAAACAGAACGAAAUGAAAACCCCGAGCAAAGACGGGUUAAACUUUAGCUAGUUAAUAAUAAUUUGAUAAAUCUUUUUUUUUUUAUUAAUGUAGGCAACGAGUCAGGAAAUGAUCGAAAUAAAUUAAUUUAGCGCGUCCUUGAGUCCACACCACUCUAAUGGAUACCUGACAUAAGUUGGGGAAAUAGCAAAAGCGGUUGGUCAUCGUGCUGACCAAUAUUACACCCUCGUAAACCGUGGACCAUAGAACCAGAUGACCAUCUGCUCCAUGUGAUGAAAUUAUCAUUAUAGCGUAAGAACAACAGAACAUAUAAAGUGUCCCGAUAGCCAAAAUAACACUUUUAGUAAAAGAUCCAUUACUAAGGAAAAAAAAAUGUUUGCCUUAAUGAACAGAAAACUAAUGGUACCCCAAUGAUCAAUGAACAUAUGAAUUCUAUAAUAUACACUAUGUUUGUUAAAUCUGAGAUGGUAUUUAAGAACUGAUAUUUUAAAAGUGCAACAGGUGUAUGUGUCUCUUAAGCUAUGCAUGAAGAAAAAGAUUUAUAACAUUAUAAAUAUUCCCUAUAAUAUUAUGAUACUGGAAAUCCCUCACCUGUGAAGUCCCAGGGGAAAUAACCCCGACUGUCCUCCCAUAGCCACGUUCAGUCCCACACAAACGUACACAACCCCAUUCCCCACAUAUUCACACACACACACACACAGCAGUCUCACACAUUUGUACACAUUGACGUUCAGUCAAAUCAACUAUUGAAACAGAAAUAGCCCAUUCAAUCCUUAUGUCUACAAUACAGGGCAAACUUUGACCUAACACGGGUCAUGGGUCAAGGCCAAUGAGUACAGUUAGUACACCAAAUGUCAUAUCAAGUCAUUUAAGUGACAAAAAGUGGAAUGGUCACAGGGGCAAAGCAUCCAUGGGUUACAAGAGCUCAACACGACUGGAGCCACGACUAGAGUAGGACCCUAGGACCCUGCAUAGGCCAAUGAUAAAAAAAAAAAGUUUACAAUUUCAAAUGUAGUAUUUAGGAUUUUCACAUAGUUUUGAUCUCAUUCUUUGUUUAUUCAUCGUUCUUAAAUUAUGUUUGUGACAUUAAAAUUAAAGACAGUACCUGCUA
Messenger RNA from Biomphalaria glabrata, 3313 nucleotides. RefSeq lists its product as uncharacterized. The record is from RefSeq and is a predicted model, not a curated record. The transcript is spliced from 6 exons. The coding region runs from base 459 to 1193 and encodes 244 amino acids. Lineage: Eukaryota; Metazoa; Mollusca; Gastropoda; Planorbidae.